This is a messenger RNA of Serinus canaria (Common canary), 4352 nucleotides long. It is a transcript of the gene OSBPL2, whose product is annotated as oxysterol binding protein like 2. NCBI's taxonomy places the organism in Eukaryota, Metazoa, Chordata, Aves, Passeriformes, Fringillidae. Gene Ontology annotation, cellular component: cytosol; intracellular membrane-bounded organelle; membrane. The record is from RefSeq and is a predicted model, not a curated record. Bases 340 to 1782 code for a protein of 480 amino acids. Gene Ontology annotation, molecular function: cholesterol binding. The transcript is spliced from 15 exons.
GAUUCGUCGUCUUGGCAACGGCGGGGCGCAGCCGCGCUCUGCGAUUGGUGGAGGUGCCUGUCAAUCCGCCUCGGCCAGGGCCGCACUUCCGCCUCGGUGUCCGCGGUGCCGUCGCUGGAGCCGGUGCAGAGAAGGAGAAAAGCAAGAUGGGAAAAAUAGCAGGAAAAAGGGCUUUUUUUUAAAUAACAUGCCACCAGAACUUCUGCAUGGUAAUAAAGAUCAUCUAAAGCAGCUGGAUAUUUGCAAAAGGAGACCCUGACAGCAUCCAGAUACUUUAAAUCAAGUUCAAGGAUGCAUUAGAGAGAGCUGCAGUGGCUGCACCAGAUUUCACCCUGAAGGAUGAACAGUGAAGAAGAGUUUUAUGAUGCCGUUACGGGCUUUGAUUCUGACAAUUCUUCAGGAGACUUUUCAGAAGCAAAUCAUAAAGGUCCAGAAAUGCUUGAUCUAGAGCCACACCAAAGCAAUAGGACUGAAAAGCAUAAUGGAGAAACAGAGAUACAAGAAAAUGGGAUUAAGAGACACAGGACAUCAUUACCUGCCCCAAUGUUUUCUAGGAGUGAUUUUAGUGUGUGGAGCAUAUUAAAAAAAUGCAUUGGACUGGAGCUGUCCAAGAUUACAAUGCCCAUUGUCUUCAACGAGCCCUUGAGUUUCCUUCAAAGGAUAACAGAAUAUAUGGAGCAUAUAUACCUCAUCAAUAAGGCUUGUAGUCACACAGAUCCCCUGGAAAGAAUGCAGGCUGUAGCUGCUUUUGCAGUUUCUGCUGUAGCUUCUCAGUGGGAGAGAACUGGCAAACCAUUUAACCCACUGUUAGGAGAAACCUAUGAAUUAAUCAGGGAGGACUUAGGAUUUAGGUUUAUAUCUGAACAAGUCAGCCACCACCCACCUAUUAGUGCAUUUUAUUCUGAAGGCCUCAAUAAGGACUUCAUAUUUCAUGGAUCAAUUUAUCCCAAACUAAAAUUCUGGGGAAAGAGUAUAGAAGCAGAGCCUCGGGGAACAAUUACUUUGGAGCUUCUGAAGCACAAUGAAGCUUACACAUGGACAAAUCCAACCUGUUGUGUACAUAAUGUAAUUAUUGGUAAACUGUGGUUAGAACAGUAUGGAGUGGUAGAAAUUAUAAAUCACAGUACUGGAGAUAAAUGUGUUCUUAAUUUUAAACCAUGUGGACUGUUUGGGAAAGAGCUUCACAGAGUAGAAGGAUACAUCCAGGACAAGCACAGGAAGAAGCUGUGUGUGAUCUAUGGCAAGUGGACAGAAUGUUUGUGGUGCACUGAUCCCACCACGUAUGAAACCUACAAAAAGAGUGAGAAGAGAGGCAGUGAGCUGAAGAAGAAGUCGAAUGAAGAAGAUAUUAAAUCUGAAAAUGAUGAGGCUGAUGAUAUGCCAGAGGUUCAAGACACAGUGCAGUUCAUACCAGGCAGUAAAUUGCUUUGGAGAAUAAACUCUAGGCCACCAAACUCAUCACAGAUGUACAAUUUCACCAGUUUUGCUGUGAGCCUCAAUGAGCUGGAGAAGGGCAUGGAAGCCAUCCUGGCUCCCACGGACUGCCGGCUACGUCCAGACAUCAGGAACAUGGAGAACGGGAACAUGGAUGUGGCAAGCAAAGAGAAGGAGAGACUAGAAGAGAAACAAAGAGCUGCUCGCAAUGAGCGUGCGAAGGACGAGGUGGAGUGGCACACACGAUGGUUUCAUCAAGGCACUAACCCAUACACUGGGACUCCAGAUUGGCUGUACUCAGGUGGCUAUUUUGAUAGAAAUUUCUCAGACUGUCCAGACAUAUACUGAAAUUCCAGAAGCAAUUGCUCAUCUCAUCCGGACAUCUAGUUUCUAGAUUUCAUUCCAAGCCAGUUACUCUGGUUUUGUUGAUAGCAAGAACCAGCUUUUCAAAGUAAAUUUUAACAGAAAUUCUAUCAGUCAACAAUCAAUGGUUUAAUUCUCACUAACGUUGGAUUGCCAAAUAUUUGAAUACUGUUGCUCUCAUUCCAUAAAGCUGCACCUGAAAUCAUCAAGUUUUCACUAAUUUUCAGAGGGACCUUUGGUUCUCCAUUUCCUCCCCUAGUUUCUCUACCAGGAGGAUAUGCUGUAUCCGUAGAGCACAUAACAUCCUUGAAAACUACAUAACUUAAAUAAACUAGAGAUAAUAUCCUUGAUACUUAGUACAAUAGAGAAGAAGCUGAAGUUUUUGGCACUCGGAGCAGGGAUGAAAAGCCAACACGGUACCAACAGGAUCAAACCCAGUCCUGUCACACUCCCAUACUGUAUGUAGCACUCCCUGGGGACAGGAGCUCCUGGCCCCACUCUCAACAAUUCCAUAACUGAGAGCCUUGGGAACACAAAACCCAGCCCAAGCCUCUCAAACUGUAGUUGUCUGUUACAGAGUCUUCACAACUUUGGGACACUGUGAGCAUUAAACUGUAUACCUGUGAUAAAUCCCAUAGAGCAUACGUUAGGAGAAGGGAAGGGCACACCCACAAUGUGCUUUUCCUCAGGUCAAAUGCUGUUAAAUGCUGUUCUUACCAUAGGAGAAGCUUUGGAAGCAAUAGCAGGAAUGUCGAGGUGGUUCCAAUGUACAAUAUACUGCUUGCUACCACUUGGAGGCUUAACUCUUCUGCACUACCUUUGGCAGCUUUGGCACUGUGUAUGCUUCUAGACUAAACUUUCCUUUGGAAGCACUUCUGUGUGUGUGUCCACGCAGGUUCAUGUUUUGGGGAAGUUUUGGUUUGCAUGUUUCUCAUUAUUAGGUCACGUCUGUUUUGUAUGUUGUGAAAAAGCAGAAUCAAUUUAAAGCUUUGGCAGAGUUAUACCUAUUACAAGUUUCCUGUGAGCACGUGAUGUCAAAAAGUGGGAUUUUUUUUUUUUUUUGUUCCAUAUCAAACCAUCAAAGCCAUAUAAUACUGCAAAUAAUCAAUUACUGAACUGAUGCAUUUAUUUCCUUUCAAGUGGUAUACUUCAGGGGCCAGGGUGUGGAGGAAGGCUUGAAAAAUUUGGUCCAUUAAUUAAAACUUAUCCUUAUGUUACUGCUUCUUUUUAUGAAAGUUUUUAAUUGAGUACCCAGGCAAAAAUGGAGAGUGGCUGUGCUGCUGUGAAGUUUACAGUAAUUUAGACAUUGUUGGUGUUAAAUGCCAGCAACAUGAAGGAUUCAAGAAAGAAUUGGUCUGAUUUGUGUCCAAAACAUCUGUGAUUUCAUCCAGAAAGUAGAUUUUUGAAGUGUUUCUCUCUCAAUCACAGGAUUAAAAAGCAAAAGAAAAUUAACAUAUUCAGAGAGAAAUUCUUCUAUCAAAUAAUGUGUACAACAAUUGGAUUAUAUUUGGGGGAAAUUAGUUGUCUUCAUUGGAAAAUAAGAGAGCUGUAAAACUUCAAGGCAGUAAGGAAGGGCACAAUCUGAAUCUUGUUCAUGGCAAAUUGAUUCUGUUGCCAAAAUUUGUAAUUUGUGUUGAUGGAAGUCCUCAGAACCUGAGAUGGACUUAGUGACACAGUAGGGUUGUGUUUGUUCCUAGUCUGGGCACAGACACUUCUGAAAAGACACUGCUGAUCCACAUGGAACAGCAUAAAAAUAGUUUUUAUAAAAACCUGAGCUUUAAUGUCAAACUUGCUGUACAUGCCAUAGGGAAUUUUUUGUUAGAUGAGGAUUGAAAUGAAUCACAUAUUAGACCAGUGGGAGUUUGAAAUUUAAUUAAUUUACAUAGUGUGUUCGAUGCUGGAGUGAUGUUUUAAAAACAAUGCAUAUAAAUAGAAAUUGCCUGAAUGGAAAAAACUGUACAGAUGUUCUAAGAGGAGGUGUACAGGUUAGCAUCCCUUUUCUCUAAGCCAGGAUUUAAAUUCAAAGACCUAAAGCCUUGUCAUUAUGUGAAAGCAUGAAACAAUUGUACCAAUGUGUUUAAUCCAAACUUCAGUAUAGAAUCUUCAUGGGAUAUAAAAAGAAUCUGGGAACAUUUCCAGUGUAAGAACACUUCAUUAGUUACAUCUUCACUCCCAUCUCCCUUUCCUUUAGUCUGAAGUUUUCAGUAAAAAUUCAGAUUAGUUCCAAACAUAUUAUUUUAAUUUAUUGUUCUUCAUUGGCAACACUUUCAGAACCCUUUCCCUGCGCUGCCAACACGGCUCUGCUUGGCCAGCCCUGGCAUUCCUAAUGCUCUCAAAGUCCAAAAGUUUUUAUUUUCAAUGCAGAUCUCGCCUCAGUAGUUUGUGUCAAAACAUUAAUAACUUUGCACCUUUUGAAAGAAUGUCACUUUUAUAACUUGAUUAAACACUGUAUAUAAGAUAACUGUGUUAGUAUAUGUUAAUACAGCUACAUAGAGAAACCAGCUAGAAAGAAAUUAUAAUAAAUACUUAAUAAAUAAAUACCCUUUGGGCCUCUG